UUGAUUGGUUUAUUUACCUUUGACGUAGACCGGCAUUUUCCCACAACACCCCACUCCAGCUCGCAACGAUGACGAAAAUGGCGGACAGCGGAUCAUCGGUCGAAAUUGUCGAGGGCUGUCGCCUUCCCGUUCUUCGUAAGAACCAGGAACACGAAGACGAGUGGCCAUUGGCUGAGAUUUUAAGUGUGAAGGAAGUGUCUGGGAGAAAGCUCUACUAUGUUCACUACAUUGACUUCAACAAACGUCUGGAUGAGUGGGUCACAGCAGACAGGCUGGACAUGAAGAAACUCCAGUUCCCGAAAAAGGAAGCAAAAACUCCAACUAAGAAUGGUCUUCCAGGCUCCCGCCCCAGUUCACCUGAACGAGAAUUGAGGAAGAGUCUAGAUCUCAACCUACAAUCUGCCACAGCUCCUUCCAGAGGCAAAACCCUCCCCACUCCGGUGCCAUUUGCACAACUUGGCCAAGCGGAGAAACCUGUCUUCGUUCUGGGCCCAGCACACCAGCGGGUUCUGUAUGGUGGGAAUUCACGGUGUUUGCAAGUAAUCAAGGACCUUUUCUUGUGCAGUGAAAAGAGGAAAGUGGAGCCGGUCCCUCUGGUACCGCAGGUGCCUCCUGCCCCCCCAGUGGCCUCCCUGCCAGCUUCAACUGAGGCUUCUCCGGCAGCUGUUUACCCUGCUGCGAGAGAGACCAACACUUUCAAGACCCGAGAAGACCAUGACCAGAUAUCUUCCCUCACGACAAACGGCACUGCUCGAAGGCUCAUCCCCUCUCAGCCCGGCAGGAAAAGGAAAGCUAAUUGUGGACCCACUGAUGAGAUGAUAAAGGUUUUGCAGUAUAACAAGCCUCAAAGCGCCAGUGUCUUUCUACCACCACCAGAGGAUUCACAGGACAGUUCUGAUGGCAUCCCGUCUGCACCCCGUAUGACAGGCAGUCUGGUGUCAGAUCGCAGCCACGACGACAUCGUUACCCGAAUGAAAAACAUUGAGUGUAUAGAACUCGGUCGUCACAGGCUGAAGCCGUGGUACUUUUCUCCGUACCCACAAGAACUAACGUCGCUGCCCAUUCUCUACCUCUGUGAAUUCUGCCUCAAGUACCUCAAAAGUCUAAAGUGUCUACAGAGACAUUUGACAAAAUGUAACCUCCGACAUCCUCCAGGCAACGAGAUCUACCGCAAAGGAACCAUCUCAUUCUUUGAGAUUGAUGGCAGAAAAAAUAAAAAUUAUUCCCAGAACUUGUGUUUACUUGCAAAAUGUUUCCUGGACCACAAAACACUGUACUACGACACGGACCCUUUCCUCUUCUAUGUAAUGACUGAGUAUGACUCCAAAGGCUUCCAUAUAGUGGGCUACUUCUCAAAGGAAAAAGAGUCAACUGAGGAUUAUAAUGUGGCCUGUAUCCUGACAUUGCCUCCUUAUCAGCGGAGAGGUUACGGGAAACUGCUCAUCGAGUUUAGUGAGUGCACAAAAAGUAUGAUGAGCAAAUGGGCAUGUUAUCUAAAAUGUUACCCCAUCAUCUGUCCUUCAGGUUACGAGCUGUCCAAGGUUGAAGGGAAGACGGGCACGCCAGAGAAGCCCCUCUCGGACCUCGGCCUGUUGUCUUAUCGCUCCUACUGGUCACAGACCAUCCUGGAGAUUCUCAUGGACCUUAAACCUGACAAUGGCGAGAGGCCUCAGAUUACCAUCAAUGAGAUCAGCGAGAUCACAAGUGUCAAGAAAGAAGAUGUCAUUUCAACACUGCAGUACCUCAACCUGAUCAACUAUUAUAAGGGCCAGUACAUCCUGACACUGUCAGAGGACAUUGUGGAUGGGCAUGAAAGAGCCAUGCAGAAGAGACACACACGUAUAGAUCCAAAAUGUCUUCAUUUCACACCCAAGGACUGGAGCAAGAGGGGCAAGUGGUAAAGUCUCUCCUUUUGGACAGCAGACGUGAAGCUGGGAUCACAAUGGUUUUGCAAUACAGAAGCCCUUUCUCCAACCCAGGACAAGUUUAAAAAUAAUACCUGCAUCGGCUUUUAUUGUGACUAUCUAUCUGUUCUAUACUGUAUAUUGGGACUCUGAAAGAGACAUGAACAAUGAGAGCAGCAAAUCCUACAACACUCCCUCUGCUGUGUACAAAAGCAACUUCACCAAACUAAAAAGUGUGUGCAAUUCAUAUACGGUGUUAAAUAGUGUACUGUACAUCAAAUCACAAACAUGCUCAAUAGCUAAUGUGCUGGAAUUUCGGGAUAUGAAUUCCUGCAAUGACUUUCAUCAACGGAUGAUAAAACCCUCGUGGAUUUCUGAGUGGAGCAGGGACAUCCAUACCCCCCAUGUUUUAAUCAAUUGAAAAUUCAUCAUUCUUCUGAGGCUCAUUCCUUGAGUGUGCAACAAUAUUGUGUGCCACAUUACUGUGCUUUCGCCUGCAUUUGUUGUCAAGAAAACCAGCGCUCUUGUACAAGACACCCCUAGAACUUUCUAGAACCUUUCUCCAUGUGUUCAGGCUUCAAACCAUCUCCACACCUUGUGUAGUAAUCCUCCUGGCAUAUUUGUCCUUGUAUUUUAGUGGUCAAUUCUAACUGUGCUGAACUCCCUCUUAUGUUGGUUAUUGAAAGCUACUGCACUCGCUUUAUGAUCUGAAUCGCCAAACCCCUCAGAAGUUAGGAAGUUCCUUGCUGCAGGCUGUUUCAACUCUACACACACUUAAAGCAAAUGUAAUUUUGUGAAUUUUAAGGCACCAGUAUACUCAAUAUUUUAUAUUUCCAUAGUGGUAAAACAAUCAAUCACGUUUCCUUAUCUUAAGAGUUGUAUGCAUUUCCAUCUUGAGCCAUUAGCAUUUAUUUUCAAUAUACAAUGAGAUAAAUAACUUCCAGGUUUCGUAACUCCAUGCCAGAUUUGAUUGUAUAACUAACACAAGCCAUGUUGAACUGUAAAGAGUGAUGUAUAUUUUGUGUACAGUUGUGUGUAGUUCUGCUUUUUUGUUUGUUUUACAUACAGUAAACUAACUGCACACUAGGAGAAGAGAUGUGAUAUAUUAGUGUGUGAUUUCUGCUUGUCAGAAAGAGUGCGGAGUUUACUCUUGAAAUAAUGUCCGCAUAUCCAAGUGGAAUAGUUGAGAAUCGAUUGUUUCAUAGGGUUUCAUCCAAACGAGUUGAAAGUAACGUAUUUUGACGUUUUAAACUUAAUUUCAUAUUUUUGACAAAUGAUUUCAUUUUGAUAUCUGUGGAAAAAAAUGAAUGAAAGCGUCCUUUGAACGA
Messenger RNA from Phycodurus eques (leafy seadragon), 3232 nucleotides. RefSeq names its product histone acetyltransferase KAT5-like. Gene Ontology annotation, molecular function: histone acetyltransferase activity. Bases 69 to 1901 code for a protein of 610 amino acids. The transcript has 15 exons. The record is from RefSeq and is a predicted model, not a curated record. Lineage: Eukaryota; Metazoa; Chordata; Actinopteri; Syngnathiformes; Syngnathidae. Gene Ontology annotation, biological process: regulation of DNA-templated transcription.